Messenger RNA from Carassius carassius (crucian carp), 1557 nucleotides. RefSeq lists its product as uncharacterized. The transcript has 8 exons. The record is from RefSeq and is a predicted model, not a curated record. The coding region runs from base 106 to 960 and encodes 284 amino acids. Gene Ontology annotation, molecular function: oxidoreductase activity. NCBI's taxonomy places the organism in Eukaryota, Metazoa, Chordata, Actinopteri, Cypriniformes, Cyprinidae.
AGGAAUUAUAUGGUUGUGCGCAUGCGCAGUAGCACCAGAUGUAUCCCUUCUUUUGUGUCAUGUAAUAAGCUUCUCCAGAAGAGCACAUGAGCUGCAGACUGUAAUAUGGUGACAGUUCCCAGCAGCUGCCCUACUGUACCGCUGUCCAAUGGACGCAACAUUCCCAUUCUGGGUUUAGGAACAUCUCAUGAUGGAGGUUACAGUCAUGAAGCAGUGCUCUGUGCUCUACAGGAGUGUGGCAUAAGGCAUAUAGACACAGCCAAGCGUUAUGGUUGUGAAGAGGCUUUGGGGAAAGCUGUGGUUGAUAGUGGAGUACCACGAGAGGAGCUCUGGCUCACCACCAAACUAUGGCCUGGAGAUUACGGCUACCAGAGCACCAGAAAAGCCUGCCGGGACUCGUGUGCCAGGCUGGGGGUUGAUUAUUUAGACCUUUAUCUGAUGCACUGGCCGGACUGCAUGGUUCCAGGCGUCUCCAGCCGUGAGGUUCGAGCAGAGACGUGGAGAGCUCUGGAGGAGCUUUAUGAUGAAGGUUUGUGUCGUGCAGUCGGAGUGAGUAACUUUCUCAUACACCACUUAGACGAGUUAAAGGAUCGUGCUGGAAUUGUGCCUCAUGUUAACCAGGUGGAGUUUCAUCCCUUCCAGCAGCCACUGGAGCUGGUUGAAUAUUGCCGGAAGGAGAAUAUUGUUUUUGAAGGCUACUGUCCUUUGGCCAAAGGUCAAGCUCUCACUCAUCCAUCAGUCAUGGAGCUCGCCCAGAAACACGGCCGCAGCGCGUCACAAAUAUGCAUACGCUGGAGUAUCCAGAAUGGAGUUGUCACAAUUCCAAAGUCCACCAAACCAGAAAGGGUCCGUGAAAACUGCCAAGUGUUUGGGUUCAGCUUGGAUGAUUCAGACAUGGCAGCGCUCAGUUUGCUGCAUGAUGGGAGACAUGUGAGCUGGGACCCAACUCAUUUGGAAUGACCAAAGCUCCAAGAAAACCACCUGUUCAGGUUUUUGGAUUCACACUAACAGCAGAAGACAUGCACCGGAUUAGAGAUUUACACACCAAUCAGAAGCUGAUUCAUCUCACUUAUCCAAUCUGGAAAGGAUAACCUAGCAAUCAGAAUGCAGGAUCAUGACGUCCUGAACUCACAGUGAAAGGAAAGCUUUCUUUAGAAAAUGAAAUCAAGGAAAUCAGUGAUUUGCAUGCUGCUGAUGUCACACAUGCUGUGCCUUUUGAAAACUGGUACUCGGGGGUGUUGAGAGACUUAAUAUUUCUAUGGUCUUAAUAGUAACAAUUAGUAGGGAGAGCAAUUUUGUGAACAAAAUAACUGCUAGUUACACUUCAUAUCCUCAAACAUCAGAUGUGACAGAACCACUGGUAAACAUAGUCAAGUUGACAUUUAAUACACGUUGUAUUAACUGUAAUGACAUGUUCUCAUUUCCCCUAUGAAUUGUUUUCUGUUAUGCUGAAAUGUGUCAAAUUGUUGGUUAAAGUGGAAACGGCUCUGUAUGUUUUGAGUUUCUCAGAAACCACUCUGGUGAAACUGAAAUAAAUGGAGCCAGCACACAUCUUUA